CGCUCUUCAAAUUUCAAAAUCCAAUCCCACUCCAAAAAAAAAAAGAAAAAGAAAUCAUAAAAAAAAUGAGAGGUCAAGAUCCUCAAACAAUGGCACUCAACGAUCUAUGGUCAAUGAUGGUCCACUGUUUCCGGCCGCCGCCUCUCUCCAUCUCCUUCCCCACCCUCUCUCCGCCGCAGUCGCCCACGGCAUCGCGGCGCCUCCAGAUUUCUCCGACAGCUUUCGGCUUGCUGUUCAUUGGGAUUUCGAUGGCGCUGAUGCUAUUCGGAAUAGUCACGUUCUUGAUCGGAUUCGUGCUCAUGCCGCUCGUGAUCAUGCUGGUCACGCUCUUCUACUUCGCCGGGAUCGUCGCGAAGGUGUCGGAGAUCGGCCGGAGUAUCCUCUGGCCGAGCUCCGAUUGCUAUAAGGUCGCACCAGUGUGGAAUUACUCAAACUAAGACAGCAUUUUAAACAAUGGCAGCAUUUUUUUCUCUUUCUUUUCUUUUUGAGGCUUAGUGAUCAUGAUCUUGAGUGUAGGACAACAUAUACUUUUUGUAA
Messenger RNA from Salvia splendens (bonfire salvia), 537 nucleotides. RefSeq lists its product as uncharacterized. The transcript is spliced from 2 exons. NCBI's taxonomy places the organism in Eukaryota, Viridiplantae, Streptophyta, Magnoliopsida, Lamiales, Lamiaceae. The record is from RefSeq and is a predicted model, not a curated record. Bases 66 to 437 code for a protein of 123 amino acids.